UAGUUCCUUCUGUUGUACUUCCUGAUGGUCUGUUUCUUAUGAUGCCAGUUGUUUCCUGUUGUAUCGAUGUCCUGUUCCUCAAUGUCCUGCAGCUCUGCUAAGCUGAACGUCUAGCCACCAGUGGACUUCAUCAGACAAACCCCUCCGCUUCAGAGUAAGUUGAUUUCUACCUACAUUGAAAAUUACUGAGCUCUGUAUUCUUGGUCUCUGGCAAUAAAUCUGCAGGGGCUUCAUCAUGGUGGAGGAGAAGAAAGAUGGGAUAAACAACACAAGCCUUCCACCAGUUCAGCAGAAUAGACCUGCAUUGUCAUGGGAAUUGAAGAUCAAGAAAAAAGUGACUGUCCCCUCCUGCCUGGGCAUGUUCAGACCCAUUAUGGGCCAGUGCUGCCACCAGUGCACCCCAGACAGUCUGCGCGAGAAGCUUGGCAAAAACUCUUUUCUUGGUUUCUGCAACCUGCUGAGCAUUAACGAGACACAAACCAGAUAUCGAGGCUGGCUGGUGCGCAGGGUGUGCUGCGUUUUGUUUGUGAGUGGGUGCAAGGUUUACGGGAGUCCCGUUAACGACAGGUUGGAGAGAGUGUGUCAGAGCAACAGGGUGAGGGAGAUGCUCGGAGCGGCCCAUAAAGCACCCGAGGGGGAAGACAGCCAAGGGCAGCUCAGUCUUCUCGCACCAUUCUACCCCCUCAUUAGCGUCUGCAUUUCCCCUGGCUUCACAAGAUUCGUGUCCUGGGUGAUGCUGAAGAUGUUUGCCUCUGUAUUUGGUAGUAUUCAAGUCAACAAGAACCAUCUGCCAGCUUUACACAGAGCAGCACAAGAGGGCUCCCCCUUGGUAUAUGUGUAUAUGCGUCAAAGCGCCCUGGAUUGCGCUCUCAUCCCCCUCGUGCUCUUCUGUCACAGUCUCAGUGUGCCAUACACCGUUUGUCCUCUCAACAUUAAAAGCUCCUUCCUAAGAUCAGUCUUACAGAAAGUAGGAGUGGUCCUGCUACCUCCUUCUACAUUGACUGAGCUUGAAGCUGAAAUGGACCCUUUAUACGCUACUGUCAUGACAUCUCUGGUACGUGAGCUCCUGCAUGAGGGUCAGGCGUUAAGCAUUGGUGUGUCAGCGGAGUCUGGCCAUGGUGGGCAGUGGCUGGCUCGCAUCAGGCAGCUCAUCAAAGAGGGAUCUGUCCCUGAUGUCAGUCUGGUCCCUGUGGGCAUCUCAUACGACUCUGUGACUAACGUAAAGUUUGGAUCAAAGUCUGUGAUGCAGUGGCUGUUGUCACUUCUCUGGACGAAACCAUCCACAAGUGUGAUGAUCCACCUUGCCCAGCCAUUUUCUCUCAAGGAGAUGUGUGAGUCAGGGCGGUGCAGAGUAGAUGAAUGGCUCCCUCUACAGGACCUGUUGCUGCCUGUUGUCCUCAACAACAGUGCUGACAGUGUGUUUGGGAGGAGACGGAUGUCAUGGCUUCUGCCUAUGUUUCCUUCUACUGAACUUGAGGAGAAGAGUCAUUCAGACAGAGACCUCAGUGUUGCCAUCAUCCUCCACCUCAUCUUCUCGGCGGCUUCCUGCACGGCUGUGAUGUCCACCGGUGUCGUGUCCAGUCUUUUGCUCUACAAACACAGCAAGGGUGUGAGUACAUCUGUCCUGUGUCGUGACGUGGCCUGGCUCCUGGAGGAACUCUUGUUCAGAAACAGAGAUGUUGGCUUUGGGGGAACUCUUCAAGAAAUUAUCCACUACUCACUCUCUCUGCUUGCGCCUGACCUCGUCAUUGCUGCACUGCCGUCAGGAAAAGACACUGUCAUUGUGCCUCGUCCGUCCGUUGCCUCCAUCCUUCACCUCUCUCUUCUGGCCCAGAAGGUGACACACACGUUCAUACUGGAAGUCGUUGGAGCAUGUGCAGUGUCAGCCAUGCUGUGCGAGGUGGUCCUCAGCAGCGUCAGCAGCAGGUUGAGGACUGACGGCGUGAAGGGAGAGGAGGUCAGAGGUGACAUGGAGUUUGAUGUGGUGCUCAGUCAGUCAGAGCUGACGGAGAAAGCCUUGCAGCUUUGCCAUCUUCUGCCUCCGGGCAUCAUGCCACCCUGUCAGUCAACUCAGUGUUUUGCCCUGGAUGCUGUUGACAGUCUGGUCCACUGUGGCAUCCUGAUCAUGGAAGAAAUUCCCCGAGAUGUUCACAUCUGUGAUUUCUGGAAAAAGGAAGGCACUUUGACCUGGACCACCACCGAUGACCCUUAUCACAGCGAUUCUGACUGCGAGGAGCAGGACCUGCGCUCAUACAAGAUAAGCCAGCCUAGGCAGUGCCCAGAAAUGCUCUUCUUCUUCUGCAGAAUGUUAGCUGGACAUUUGAGGGCGUUGUGCUGGACCACUAUGGCACUGGACCAGAUGGACUCUCCUCUAGCUGAAGACGACUUUCUAUCUCAGAUACACUCCCAUCUCCGUGACACAGCAAAUCAGAAGAAACAGCACUAUGAAAGCUGUUCCGAGGAGGCGGCACACACUGCAGUUAGAACACUAAUAGACCUCGGGGUCCUUCUGCAGAUGUAUCAGACAGGAGGCAUCUUCCUUGGUGUUAGUCCUUUGUUCCAGUUGUCAGAAAACAGGCAGAAGCUGCAGCGGUUCAUCUCACAGUACCUCUACAAUUAAUGUUAAGUGUACAGAAUGACUCAAGGCCUUGUCGUCGCUUUGUUCUACUGCAAUAAUCUGACUUCUUUCUUUGUUAGUGUCAGGAAAAGCCUUUGUUCUGUUAAAAAAAAAAGUUAAGAAUGUAUCUUUUGGUUUGCAUUGUAUAAUUUUUCUUUCAAGUUAUUUUUGCAGCUGCAGGAGAGGAUUACGAAGCUCCUGUCAUCAGCUGCAAUAGAAAUUUUCCAAAAAGCAAUUUAAACAUGUUUAUGGUGUAAUUAAAACUGUUCAGAUUUUGGUUCUUGUAUGUAAAAUGUCGCGUUAAAUAAUAAUCAAACUGAAAAUAAACGCAAGUUCUUGGUU
This is a messenger RNA of Girardinichthys multiradiatus, 2959 nucleotides long. RefSeq names its product glycerol-3-phosphate acyltransferase 2, mitochondrial (gene gpat2). Lineage: Eukaryota; Metazoa; Chordata; Actinopteri; Cyprinodontiformes; Goodeidae. Gene Ontology annotation, cellular component: mitochondrial membrane. The transcript has 25 exons. The record is from RefSeq and is a predicted model, not a curated record. The coding region runs from base 236 to 2620 and encodes 794 amino acids.